AUGGCGUUACGAUCUACUUUUCUACUCUUCUUCGUUCUCGCUCUAUCCACAGAGGAGAGUUUAGCCUCUGUUUUCUCCUCAAAGCUGAUCCAUCGCUUCUCCGACGAAGGCAGAGCUUCGAUUAGGACUCCGACGUGGUCGGAUUCGUUACCGGAGAAACAAAGCUCCGAGUAUUACCGGUUGCUCACGAGUAGUGAUUUCAGAAGACAGAGAAUGAAUCUCGGUGCUAAGUUUCAGUCACUUGUUCCAUCAGAAGGAAGCAAAACGAUUUCUACUGGAAAUGAUUUUGGAUGGCUACACUACACAUGGAUCGACAUUGGGACUCCAAGUGUAUCGUUUCUUGUGGCUUUAGAUACUGGAAGUGAUCUACUUUGGAUUCCUUGCAACUGUGUGCAAUGUGCUCCUUUUAAAUCCACUUACUAUAGCAGCUUGGCUACUAAAGAUUUGAACGAGUAUGAUCCGUCGAGUUCAAGCACCAGCAAGGUGUUUUUGUGCAGCCAUAAGUUGUGUGGAUCAGCUCCAGAUUGUGAGAGCCCGAGGGAGCAGUGCCCUUAUACUGUGAACUACGCUACUGGAAAUACCUCGAGCUCUGGAUUACUUGUUGAGGACAUCUUACAUCUUACGUCUAAUGCCAACAAUAGAUUGAUGAACGCUUCCUCCUCUGUCAAGGCUCAAGUUGUUAUAGGAUGUGGUAAGAAGCAAAGUGGGGUAUUCUUGGAUGGGGUUGCUCCUGAUGGUUUGAUGGGUUUAGGACUUGGAGAAAUCUCGGUUCCAAGUUUUCUUUCUAAAGCAGGGCUCAUGCGAAACUCUUUCUCGAUGUGCUUUGACGAGGUAGAUUCAGGAAGAAUUUACUUUGGUGACAUGGGACCGUCGAUGCAGCAAUCAACACAAUUCCUUCCGCUUGACAACAAAUAUGUAACCUACACUGUGGGUGUGGAGGCUUGUUGUAUUGGCAAUUCGUGUCUGAAGCAGACGAGUUUCAGAACGUUUAUUGACAGUGGACAAUCAUUUACAUUUCUACCGGAGGGAAUAUACCGAAAAGUUGCACUUGAGAUUGACAGACAUAUAAACGCUACGAUUAAGAGGGUCGAAGGUGGCUCAUGGGAUUAUUGCUAUGAAACUAGUGUUGAGCCGCCAAAGGUACCAGCGAUCAAACUCAAGUUUUCGCACAAUAAUACAUUCGUGAUUCACAAACCUUUGUUUGUACUCCAACAAACUCAGGGGCUUGUCCAAUUUUGCUUGCCUAUCAGUUCUAGUGGACGAGGAGGCACAGGAAGCAUUGGACAGAAUUACAUGAGAGGAUAUCGAAUGGUUUUCGAUAGAGAGAACAUGAAGCUAGGCUGGUCAGCCUCUAAAUGUCAAGAGGAUAAGAUAGAGCCGCCUCAAGCUUCACCGGGAAGUACUUCAUCGCCAUAUCCAUUGCCAACAGAGGAGCAGCAAAGCAGAAGCCACGCGGUUUCGCCAGCAAUUGCGGUAUUUACACCGAGAUAG
This is a messenger RNA of Arabis nemorensis, 1491 nucleotides long. Lineage: Eukaryota; Viridiplantae; Streptophyta; Magnoliopsida; Brassicales; Brassicaceae. The record is from the annotation of a GenBank genome assembly.